GCAAUCCAAGUUGUGUGGUUGGAUUGGGUAGACUUAUUAAACCAACAAAAAGUCUCUAUUAAAAAAAAAGCUGUUGAGCCCCAGACAAAUCACAGCAGAGAAAAUGGCAUCCAUUUCAGCUUGCACUCCCACUCUUCUUCCCAAGAAACCUUCCACUCUUCUUGGGUUACCAUCUACAUACAAAAUGGGAAAAGUGCAAUGUUCGAUUGGGCGAGAAACAAUGAAGGACAACUCAUUACGAUUGGCGAUGACCAGCAUGUCAUCAUUGGUUGCAACAACAGUGGUUGCAACCACGUCGAGCCCGAUGGCCAUGGCUCUAGUGGAUGAGAGAAUGAGCACGGAGGGAACCGGGCUACCUUUUGGUCUAAGCAACAACCUUCUUGGUUGGAUUUUGUUUGGUGUGUUUGGAUUAAUAUGGACCCUUUAUUUUGUGUACACAGGAAGCCUUGAUGAGGACGAAGACUCCGGUCUAUCACUUUAGGGUUUAUAAUUUAAGUUAUAUUCUUGUUGUGAUUAAUUGUUCUUUGCUCACAAUUCUAGCGUACACCAUGAUGAUAUGUAUCAUAGUAAAUUUCUAUUUUCGUCACCCUGCUUUGACAAAAAUCUUGGUUUCAACA
Messenger RNA from Helianthus annuus (common sunflower), 617 nucleotides. Its product is annotated as photosystem II reaction center W protein, chloroplastic. The record is from RefSeq and is a predicted model, not a curated record. Gene Ontology annotation, biological process: photosynthesis. Bases 104 to 481 code for a protein of 125 amino acids. The transcript has 2 exons. NCBI's taxonomy places the organism in Eukaryota, Viridiplantae, Streptophyta, Magnoliopsida, Asterales, Asteraceae. Gene Ontology annotation, cellular component: chloroplast; photosystem II.